Protopolystoma xenopodis is the source of this 393-nucleotide messenger RNA. NCBI's taxonomy places the organism in Eukaryota, Metazoa, Platyhelminthes, Monogenea, Polystomatidea, Polystomatidae. The record is from the annotation of a GenBank genome assembly.
AUGUUAUUCCAGGUUGUACCAGGUUAUGGCCAUGCAGUUCUGCGCAAAACUGAUCCAAGAUAUACUUGCCAACGUGAAUUUGCCUUGAAGCAUCUUCCGGAUGAUCAUAUGUUCAAAAUAGUGGGUCAGGUUUAUCAAAUUGCGCCAAAGAUACUUGGUGACAUGGGAAAAAUCGCCAAUCCUUGGCCAAAUGUAGAUGCCCACAGUGGAGUAUUAUUACAGUUUUACGGAAUGAAAGAAACAAAUUAUUACACAGUACUCUUUGGUGUAUCGCGAGCUCUAGGUGUGCUAUCGUCGCUUGUAUGGGAUAGGGCCCUUGGCCUACCCAUUGAACGUCCGAAAUCUCUAUCUACUGACAAGCUGAUCGAGUUUUCAAAAAUCAAACCCAAAUAA